Molecule: messenger RNA, 2683 nt
Organism: Macadamia integrifolia
Lineage: Eukaryota; Viridiplantae; Streptophyta; Magnoliopsida; Proteales; Proteaceae
Product: beta-xylosidase/alpha-L-arabinofuranosidase 2-like
Exons: 7
Coding region: 122-2503 (793 amino acids)
Biological process (GO): xylan catabolic process; arabinan catabolic process
Cellular component (GO): plant-type cell wall
Molecular function (GO): xylan 1,4-beta-xylosidase activity; alpha-L-arabinofuranosidase activity
Source: RefSeq, a predicted model, not a curated record
CCCAUGAGAAUUUCUGCAAGUUGGAUUCUUUCCCUCACUUCAAUGCCACUUUGUCUGUUAGAAUUUAAUGAAAUUUCUUGGGUAUUAUCCACAUCUCUAUCACGGGCUGUAAACAAACAACAUGGAUCGUAAGAUACCUAGUCGCCUCCUCUAUCCUAGAAGCUCUGCUCUAUCAAUCCCGGGAGCCAUGGCUUCUACACAAAACAGAGCAAAGAGAAGCUCUGUUUCUGUUUUGUUGGCCAUGUCCAUUGUUUUCCUUAGUUCAAGGUUGGUUUCAGGCCAAUCUGCUGUGUUUGCUUGUGAUGUUAGUAAGAAUCCUGAUUUGGGUUCAUUUGGAUUCUGUGAUUCUUCACUGGGGAUUGCAGCGAGAGUGGAUGAUUUGGUGAAGAGGCUUACAUUGCAGGAGAAGAUUGGGUUCCUUGUGAGUAAAGCAGUGGGUGUGAGUAGACUUGGAAUCCCAAGUUACCAGUGGUGGUCGGAAGCUUUACAUGGAGUGUCUUAUGUAGGUCCUGGCACUCACUUCUCUAGUGUAGUUCCUGGAGCUACUAGUUUUCCUAUGGUUAUUCUAACUGCGGCCUCCUUCAAUACCUCUCUCUUUGAGGCCAUCGGAAAGGUGGUCUCUACAGAAGCUAGAGCGAUGUACAAUGUGGGUCUAGCUGGAUUAACAUUUUGGAGCCCUAACAUCAAUAUAUUGAGGGAUCCAAGAUGGGGAAGAAGCCAAGAGACUCCAGGGGAAGACCCAUUACUGUCAAGCAAAUAUGGAUCUGCCUAUGUAAGAGGUUUACAACAAAGAGAUGAUGGUGAUCUAAAUAAGCUUAAAGUUGCUGCUUGUUGUAAGCACUACACAGCUUAUGAUUUAGAAAAUUGGAAAGGAGUUGAUCGAUUCCACUUCGAUGCUAAGGUAACCAAACAGGACUUGGAUGAUACAUUUCAACCACCAUUCAAGAGCUGUGUUAUUGAUGGAAAUGUUGCGAGUGUGAUGUGUUCUUUCAACAAAGUAAAUGGGAUACCCACUUGCGCAGACCCGAACCUCCUUGCUGGUGUUAUUAGGGGUGACUGGAAACUUAAUGGAUACAUAGUUUCAGAUUGUGAUUCAGUAGAUGUGAUCUACAACACUCAACACUACACCAAAACCCCGGAGGAAGCCGCGGCUAAGUCUAUAUUGGCCGGGUUGGAUCUAGACUGUGGAUCCUUCCUCAGCCAACACACUGAAGCUGCGUUAAAAGGUGGAUACUUGAACGAGUCGGCCAUUGAUAAGGGAAUCUCCAACAAUUUUGCUACUCUGAUGCGACUCGGGUUCUUCGAUGGUGACCCAAGUAAGCAACUCUACGGGAAGCUUGGUCCAAAAGAUGUCUGCACUUCCGAGCACCAGGAGCUGGCCCGUGAAGCAGCACGGCAAGGGAUUGUCUUGUUGAAGAACAGCCCUGGGUCAUUGCCAUUGUCACCUACAACCAUCAAGUCUCUAGCAGUGAUUGGGCCGAAUGCCAAUGUCACAAAGACCAUGAUUGGCAACUAUGAAGGCACUCCUUGCAAAUAUACAUCUCCUCUUCAAGGCUUGACGGCCUCGGUUCCUACUCUCUAUCAACCAGGCUGUUCAAAUGUGGCAUGUACAACUGCCCAACUAGAUGAUGCUAAGACAAUAGCAAGCCAAGCAGAUGCCACAGUUUUAGUGGUAGGUGCUGAUCAAUCUAUUGAGGCUGAGGGACGUGAUAGGGUUGAUGUCCUUCUCCCUGGACAACAAACGCUUCUAGUAACAGAGGUUGCAAAGGCAGCCAAAGGACCUGUGAUUCUUGUUAUAAUGUCUGGAGGGGGGAUGGAUAUCACAUUUGCGAAAAAUAAUGAUAACAUUACAAGUAUUUUGUGGGUUGGUUACCCUGGUGAAGCUGGAGGUGCAGCUAUGGCAGAUGUGAUUUUUGGGUAUUACAAUCCAAGUGGAAAAUUACCGAUGACAUGGUACCCACAGGAGUAUGUUGACAAGGUCCCUAUGACGAAUAUGAACAUGAGACCAGAUCCUGCCACGGGUUACCCUGGCCGAACCUACCGGUUUUAUACAGGUAAAACUGUAUAUUCAUUUGGUGAUGGCCUGAGCUACUCCCAAGUCAGUCACCAUCUUGCCUUAGCAUCUAAGCUAGUCUCAAUUCCCUUGGCGGAGGGUCAUGUUUGUCGGUCUCAGAAAUGCAAAUCACUUGAGCUCCUUGGAAGUAUUUGUCAGAAUUUGACAUUUGACAUUCAUUUAAGAGUAAAGAACUUGGGAAGAAUUGGUGGAGAUCAUACAAUUUUCUUGUUCACCACUCCCCCAUCUGUGCACAGUGCCCCUAAGAAGCAUUUGUUAGGCUUUCAGAAGAUUUCCUUAACAGCUCAAAGUGAACAGCUAGUCAAGUUCAAAGUAGAUGUUUGCAAGGAUCUGAGCGUUGUUGAUGAGAUGGGAAGCCGAAAAGUAGCAUUGGGGUCACAUAUGCUUCAUGUGGGGAGCUUGAAAUACCCCUUUAAUGUAGGAAUUUGAGUUAGAUUUCAAGUUAAAGAUGAAGUUGGGGAAGAAAAGGUCUCCCCAACUUCUGUCAGAAGAUUAAUAAGAGUUUCAUGUAUGGCGAAGGAAAUGCAGACAAUUUUCUCAAUUGGCAAUGACCAAUGCAAUCUGAAACAAGAUUUUUAAAUCCAAAUAAAAAAAAAAAUGCUUAGUAAA